GCCGGAAAGAUCGCGGGUGGUUUUGGAGUUUUGUUGCUCUUUUUUAAACAACAAAACUAGUUGUUCAAAUUCAAGUGUUUGUUGAUUAAAUGUUUUAUGUAGGUUGUUCUGAUCUCAAAAAUUCUUAUUCCGUACCCUCGUGCCGCAUUGGUCUUGUCCCAGUUUGUGAAGUAGUAAAGUUUGUGCCUGAUCUUGUCGCUGAUGCAAUAUCGCCGGCUGCUGUAAUUCCGGAUUUCGAUAAGCUGACGCAUCAGCAACAAAGUAAUCAUGUGGAGUCAGGACAAGAGCCGACAGGAGGAACCGGUGGAAGAUCUGGUUGCUCGGGAUUACCAGCAGCAGAUGAAGGAUAUCUGCUUGCGAAAAAACACGAUAGUCUACCUACCGACCGGGGCCGGUAAGACUUACAUCGCGCUGAUGGUAAUGCGCGAGAUGAGUCACCAGUUGCGGUCCAACAUCGACGAUGGGGGCAAGCGGACGUUCUUUCUCGCCAACACGGUCGCGUUGGCCAAACAGCAGGCCCAGUUCUUUAGCCGCUUUUUCCCAUUUAAUGUGCGGCUUUACACGAGCGAGGUGAACUUGGACACCUGGAAGCAGGACCGAUGGUUGAGCGAGUUUCGCGAAGUGCAGAUUUUAGUAUCUACGUCGCAAAUUUUACUUGAUAUCCUCCGCCACGGAUACCUCUCUCCAGGCAACAUCAAUCUGCUCGUGUUCGACGAAUGCCACCGUGCGGUAGGCCAGCAUCCGAUGCAUGCUAUAAUGAAGGAAAUGAUGGGUGCACCGAAAAACUGCCAGCCGCGUGUCGUUGGCCUCUCGGGGACGCUGCUGUAUCGGGAGCUGAAGUCAAAGACGCAGGUGGAGGAAGAGUUGGAGCGGCUCGAGAACACGUUCAACGCGACGAUCGCUACCGUUGGCGACUACGAUGAGUAUACGAGCAUGUGCUCGUUUUCGACAAAUGCCAAGGAAGUGAUCUGUGUCUACAGGAACAGCUUUCUGGAGUCGGUGCCCGUUAUCAGGAUGGUAAUUGGGAUGGUCAUGAAGUUUUCGGAACAGGUCGAGAAGAUACAUCUUCCGAAGUACAACACGACUUCGACGACUACGCUGCGCGUCAGUAAACCGAAACCAACGAAAGAGGUGAAGCGAGCACUGAACGAGUUUCAGCUGCAGCUGCUGGAGCUCGGUAUCUUUGGUGGUUCGGUCGCGUUGCUAGGCGUCAUCGUGGAGAUGGAGCUGAACAAGCGAAAGUCUGAGUGCUCCAAAGCACGCGCUCUCUACCGUAGCAUGAUCUCGUUUUGUGAGGAGGUGUACUGUGUGCUGCAGAGCGUAAUGAAGGAUAUGCCAAUCCGGGUGCAGGUGAAGAAGUUUUCAAGCGAUCGUGUCCGUAAGAUGAUCCUGUAUCUCGAGCAAGAGUACAACGGCACGACAGCAGACACGGAGAAGCAGGCGCUGGUGUUUGUACAACGUCGCUUUAGCGCCAAAGUGCUGUAUCAUGUGCUGCGGCUCUACUUUGGUCAUGAUGAAAAAAAUGUGCCCGAGGAUGAUGCCAUCAUUCGGCCCGAAUUCAUCGUUGGCAUUAACCGACCGAUGGAGGAAUCCAUCGAACACAUCAUCAUUGCAAAACAUGAUCGACAAGUGAUCAAAAAGUUCCGCAAACACCAGAUUAAUGUGCUUUGCGCUACCAACGUGCUGGAGGAAGGCAUCGACCUUCAAAUGUGCAACAUUGUCAUCAUGUUUGACGAACCGCUCAGCUACAGCUCCUACAUGCAGUCGAAGGGCCGGGCGCGCAUGAAAUCCAGUACGUACCUGCUGAUGGUAAAGGACGAAGAUCGCGGGAAAUUCACUACGCGCAUUCAGCUGUACCAUGAUAUUGAGGAUACGCUGAAGAAGGCAUUAAUUGGUAAAACGAUUAAUCGUCCAGAACCGCUGGAGCAUGAUGUACGAAAGGAGUUGCUGGAUGAUAUAACCACUCCAUUCAUUACCCCGGCCGGUGCGAAGCUCGAUCUCUUAUCCUCGGUACAGUUGCUGAACCGGUAUUGCAUGAGUAUGCCGCGUGAUCUGUUCACCGGCACCAACGUAGCCUGGGAACGGGUCGAUCAGCACGGUAAGAUUUGCGUUUCGGUGAAGCUACCGCUACAGUCGACGAUCCGCGAAAUCGUGCACGGUGAGCCGAUGAAAAACCUGAAGCUGGCCAAGCAAUCGGCCGCUUUUAACGUUUGCAAGCGGCUGUACGACGUCGGGGAACUAAGCAUGCACCUGCUUCCGGUGACGGUGAAGGACAAGGUGCAGCAGGUGGACGAUUUGUAUUUCAGCCACUGGCGAACGGUUGGUGUUGAAACGAAACCCAAACAAGCCGGCCAGGCAAACAACGUCCGCUGCUAUAGGGUACACUAUCCGGCCGAGUCGCAACACUGCACGCCCCAGUCGGAGGCGGACGAGUGUUUUAUUUACAUUUUGCGCACGAAGGCACUCUUCGAGCGUGGCACGCAAGGCGGAAAUAUUGCCAGUUUUGCCGAUCUCUACAGCAGCUCGAACAAUUUCGGCAUCAUGACACGCAAACCCCUUCCACCACUGGCCCCAAUGCAACUGUUCUGCUCUCUCGGCAAGAUCGGUGUGGAAGUGGUACGGGAACCGUUACGCAUUACGCUGGAUCCCGCUACCGGUCGUGAGCAGCUCGCGAAGCUGAAACGCUUCCAUCUGCUGCUGUUCCGCGAUCUGUUACGCCUUUGGAAGCAAUUUAUUGCCCUCGAUGUAGAGGCGGCCGAGAAUGGGUUCUUGAUCGUACCGAUGGCUGACUCGAAGACGAUCGACUGGAAGCUGGUGGUUACGUUCCCUUACCUGCAACAGUCGGAGGAACCGACCACACUAACCCGCCAGCGGAUGGUGUUUAACGCCGAACACUACCGGAACCGGGUCGUCCAUCCCUGGUACAAGAGCGAUCCGAUGCAGAACUACGUCGUAGUGAAGGUGCACGAAGAGCUCAGCCCCCAGAGCCCGUUCCCGAACUCGGUGUUCAACACGUUCGAACAAUACUUCUCGACCCAACACCAGCAGGUGAUCGUGCGCCCGGAAGAUCAGUUUCUGAUCGAGGUGAAGGGUAUCAGCACGAACCUGAACCUGCUGCACCCGGGCACGGAGCAGGAUGGGGGCAAUGCGCGCUCGCGAAGGCGUGAUUUUCAAGAGCUGCUCAUACCGGAGCUCGUCCAUAACUUUGAGUUUCCGGCGGACUACUGGUUGAAGGCGACGCUGCUACCGAGCGUGUUGCAUCGUGUGCACUAUCUGCUGAUUGCGGAACAGAUACGGCUUGAUCUGGCCAACAGUGUACAAAUCGGUACGAAGCGGUGCGAUCGCAUCGAACCGCUCACGAUUGAUCGCGAGGUGACGCUGGUGACGCAGAAAGCGGCCUCGUACAAGGUGUCCGAUUUUGGCGACAGUUUCGAGGAGGACGACCAGGAGCACGACGAUAUGGACGAUGGUGAUGGUGAUGGUAGUGAUAACGAGGAUGAGAUGCGUGUUGAGAAGCUUCGUGAAAUGUUGCUUAAGAUUAACAUGGAUACCGCGGUCGAUACGAUCGUGUACCCGUGGAAGGAAGAGGAACUUCCGGUCGACAUUGAGCGCCACUGGGAAAGCACUUCCCGUGUCGACCUUGACUACUACUGUAGCUUCGUCGAAAAAUAUCAAACCAACGCGGCUAAGCUGAAGACGGAAACUGUUCACUCGUUUACCAAGCGCUCCGCACCGGACCUCGAGCUCGAGCUCGGUGGAUUAACGCUGGACGAUUCGGCGUCGUCGUCGUCGUUCGAUGAGGCGCCAGUGGGGAAACCCGCUGCACCACUUGCGAUCGAGGAUGGGUUAGGACCGCCGGGCGAGAUCCAAAUUCUGAAGCUCACUCCCUUCAAUACGGCCAACCUGUGCCUACAGCAGGGGGACAUUCUGCAGGCCCUCACUUCCAAGCACGCCCAUGACGUAUUUAACCUGGAGCGCUUCGAGUUGCUCGGUGACGCGUUCCUCAAGUUCUCGGUGUCGGCGUUUCUACUGAUGCAGCACACCAGCUGGCACGAGGGUUACCUCACGACGUGCAAGAGCCGCAUGGUGAGCAACCGGAAUCUGCUGUACUGUGCGAUGCAGUACGGGUUGCCGGGCAUGCAGAAGGUCCACCGGUUCGAUCCGCGCAACGAAUGGUUGCCACCGUUGGCCACCGUACCCAAGGUGAUCCGUGAGGCGAUGAUCAAGGCGAAGGAGAUGCCCGCCCUGCUGUACAAGUUGGAACUGAGCGAGGAGGAAGUUCAAACCGGUAUCGUGCAGCAGUCGAAGGUCGAUGCUUUCCUACCGCUGAUCCACGAAAACGAAGAGGAAUCCCGAUCGACGCUGAUGGCAGUGCUGCAGCAUGUGCAGGUAUCGGACAAAACGGUGGCCGACUCCAUGGAAGCCCUGUUGGGUGUGUGCGUAAAGUCGGUCGGGUACGAGCGCUCGUUCCGCGCUCUAUCACACUUCGGGAUCCUGCCACGUGGUGCCGACCUGGCCAAGUUGCUGUGCGCGCCCAAUUACACCGUGCUGAGCUACCAGACGGAGCGUGACACGAUUGACCGUUUGCUGAUCGCCCCGGAGAAGAUUGAACGGACGCUCGGGUAUCAGUUCCGCAACCGGACGCUCUUGUUGCAAGCGUUCACCCACGCAACGUACACCGCAAACACGCUGACCAGGUCGUACGAACAACUCGAAUUCCUGGGUGAUGCCGUGCUCGACUUUCUCAUCACACUCUACAUCUACGAGCGCAAUCCAAACAUGUCACCCGGCCAGCUGACCGAUCUCCGAUCGGCGCUCGUGAACAACGUGACGCUGGCGUGCGUCCUGGUGCGCUUCCGGUUGCACCACUACAUCCUCUCAAUGUCACCGAUGCUGACGGACAAGAUCGACAAGUUUGUGGAGGUGCAGAGUCAGAAGCGCAACCGCAUCGGUGACUGGGUGCGACUGCUGACGGAAGAAUCGGAGACGCCGCUCGCCGAGUACGUCGACGUGCCGAAGGUGUUGGGCGAUGUGUUUGAGGCUGUCAUCGGGGCCAUCUAUCUCGAUAGUGGAUGUGAUUUGGUGGCCACGUGGGGCAUCUGUUACUCGCUGCUGCAGCGAGAGAUCGAGAACUUUUCGUUGGACACUCCGAUCCAGGUGGUGCGCCAGCUGUACGAGCAUCAGGAUGCCCGUCCCCACUUCAGUGAACCGCGGGUCGAGGACGAUGUGGUGAUUGUGCGGCUGCAUUUCACGCUGCGCAACCAGCGGCUGAAGGUGUUUGGCUGCGGCCAAAACAAGGAGGAUGCCCGCCGGGCAGCGGCCAAGCUUGCGCUCACCAAGCUUCGCGGCUAGAACAUAAGAGCUUCCAGUGUUUUAUUUUAAAUAAAAACAAUAUGGCCAUCAUAUGGCACCCGUA
Molecule: messenger RNA, 5416 nt
Organism: Anopheles aquasalis
Lineage: Eukaryota; Metazoa; Arthropoda; Insecta; Diptera; Culicidae
Gene: Dcr-2
Product: Endoribonuclease Dcr-2
Biological process (GO): siRNA processing; apoptotic DNA fragmentation; rRNA processing
Cellular component (GO): cytoplasm; RISC-loading complex; nucleus
Molecular function (GO): protein binding; deoxyribonuclease I activity; ATP binding
Source: RefSeq, a predicted model, not a curated record